UAUUUUCCAGACCAGGACGUCGUCAGGCUUUAGAGAUCAGCACAUCUGGGUGUCCAUCGUAGACCCUCCCUGGCGUAGCCCGUUCACCCGAGCACAGAGAGUGUCCUGCUGCAUGAGCCUGCUGCUCUGCACCAUGGCCAUCAACAUCGCCUUCUGGAAGAUCCCCAAAAAACAGCAGUCUCCUGUCAUCUUCACCAUUGGUUCGCUGGAGGUCACUUGGGAGGAGAUCAUGGUGGGGGUGGAAAGCGGUUUGCUCAUGUUCCCCAUCAACAUCCUCAUCAUCACCAUAUUCCGCAGUAUCAAGCCACGAUUCGUCCAACCAAAGGAGAAGAACCACGAUAUGCAGGGCCUGAAACCCCUCGCUGUUACCAUGCCAACCAUUCUUAAGGACACAGAGGAGAUGGUGAAUCUGCUCUGUAAGAGCCAGAAGAACAAAGUGCCUGAGCUAGAGAAGAAGCUGGAGUCAUGCGAUGACCUUUGCUCAGCCUUGGGCAGAGUGCAAGGGGUCAUUCAGCUUAUGCAAGGGUUGAGUGAGAGUGACCCACACUGGGUCUACUGCAGCAAGUUUGUCCUGUACUUCCUCCACCACCUGUCCAUGUGCCUGGAGCGGCUGGAUCAGAGUGCCUUCUCCACCCCAGAGGCCCGUCAACACAUCCUGAACACCGUCCACCUGCUGCAGAAGACGUCCGAGAUGGUUUUCACCAGCCACAUGGCUUACAGUCCUCCCCGUGUUGCUAGGGAGAAAAGGAAAAGCUCAAGCUGCUGGCUGCCCUGGUGGUUUGUGUUUGUGGGCUGGUUCUUGCUCGUCUCCAUCAGUGUUGUGUCCACGUACUUUACCCUGAUGUAUGGCUUUGCCUAUGGGAGGGAGAAGUCCAUCCAGUGGGUUAUCUCUCUGGCCAUGUCCCUCUUCCAGAGCAUCUUCAUCCUGCAGCCUCUUAAGGUAAUUGGUUUGGCGAUCUUAUUUGCCCUCCUCCUCAAACCAGUGGCAGUAGAAGACAGUGAGGAGGUUGGACUACUCCUGAAAGAACAACAGGAGAUGUGUAAAUUGUACUCCGGUAGGGAGAUACACUGAAGAAACACAAUUUAGCUCUACAUGCUGUCUCCAGAGGGUCGAUGGGGUUGGAAGGCCUGAUGCCCUACAACAGACAUCCUCUGCUCUGCUGCACUGACUAUCAAUGUGGCAAACUGAGAAUAUAAGUUAUUUAAAAAUAUAGUUGUUAUGAUUUUAUUGAAUACUUGUUACUCUUAUCUUAUAAGAAAUGUAUAAGGCAUAAUAUGUAUGAAUGUACUGAAAACUACUGUAUCAUUGAAAUUGUAAUAUUUAGUAAUAAGCUGAUAGUUAGAAACUUUUAUUCUUGUGGAUUGUAUGAAGUUACUCAAUGUAUGGAAUUACUCUGUUAUAUUUAUUUCAUCACAAACCGCUGAUAUAUUAUUUUACACUGUACAUUUAUAUUUACUUUUAAGUAACAUACAGUCACCUCCAAAAUCAUUGUCACCCUUGAUAAAGAUGAGCAAAAAAGACUGUAUAAAAUAAAUAAUAGAAAACCAGAGCUAUAUUGAAUCUUUUCUGAGAUUAAAUAACACAUUGGGAACGAACUUAGACCAUUCCUCCAUACAUAAUCUUUCCAGAUCCUUUAUAUCCUACGGUCUGUGCUUAUGGACUGCCCUCUUCAAUUCAAACCACAGGUUUUCAAUGGGGUUCAAGUCCGGAGACUGAGAUGGCCUUUGCAAAAUGUAGAUUUUCUUGGUCAAUUAAUAAUUUCUUUGUGGAUUUUUACGUGUGCUUGAGGUCAUUGUCUUGCUGGAAGAUCCACUUGUAGCCAAGUUUCAGCCUCUUAGUAGAGGCAACCAGGUUUUGGCUAAAAUGUCCUGGUACUUGGUACAGUUCAUGAUACCGUUCGUUGACCUUAACAAGGUCCCCAAGACCAGGAAGCAAAACUGCCUCAUAAAAUCAAAGAUCCACCACCAUAUUUUACAGUAGGCAUGGGGUUAUUUUCUGCAUAUGCAUCUUUCUUUCAAAGCCAAACCCACCACCGGUAUGCGUGGCAAAAGACCUCUAUUUUCAUCUCAUCUGACCAUAGCGCCUGGUGGCAACCCUUCCAAAUAGACUUUUGGCAUGGAAGUGGCAUAUAAUUGUAGAUCUGGAGACCCCAAGAUGCGGUUAUGUUCUGUCAUUCUCCAACUGUGGCCCUUGGACAUUUAUUUUUGUCCCAAACCAUCUUCAUCACUGCGAGUAGGGACAUGAUACACUUGGGUCCUUUACCAGGCAAGUUCACCACUGCUUGAGUGGUUUUAAACUUCUAAAUUGUUUCCCUAAUAGUGAUUAGUGGUAUAUUUGUUUUUUUUGUACCCAUUGCCUGAUUUAUGAAAGCCAACAGCCAUUUUUCUUUUUUCAUUUGUGAGUGCUUUGCCUUUCCCCACGGUGAUGGAUGACAAAGGGAUUUUACAUGUGUGUUACCUCUUUUUUAUACCCCCGUGAAAUGGGAAGCAAUGGAAGAUACAGUUCCUUAGACUGAGAUUAUAAUUUUUUUAAGUAGAAUGUUAAUGCAAAUUGAUUUUAUUGAUAAGAAUCUUUACGGGUGCCAAUAAUUUUGACACCUACAGUAUCUUUUUUAGAUGUUGUUUUUACUUGGUAGCCCUUCCUGCAGUGAAAUGACCUAGUGGCCUCAUGGGUGGAAUGUUAUUCAUAUUUUUCAAAAUUUCAUAAAUAAUAAAAAGCCGUCAAAUCCGGUGUUUCUAUGUCAAACGGUUUUGUUAUAUUUCAGUCUUCUGUGAUGUAUAUUGGGAUGCAAACACACAAUGUAAUACAUUUCAACACUAUAUCUCGCUAUUUUAAGCCCAUAACCAUGUGUGUGUGGUGUAUACUUUUGUUUAAAAGUAGAUUUGUUUAAGACUACCAAGAAACACUGUGUGACCCUGAUUUAGCCCACUGCAGUAAAAGGUUCAACAAAAUCUCUUUCAACUGUAUUAAUAUAAAAUAAUAUCUAUAUUUUUUUAAUAUGAGCAUACAAUAAACCUCAGUAUUUGUAUUAUUUAUUUCAUACAGUCUAUUUUGCUCAUCUUU
Salvelinus fontinalis (brook trout) is the source of this 3064-nucleotide messenger RNA. Its product is annotated as polycystic kidney disease protein 1-like 2. Gene Ontology annotation, biological process: detection of mechanical stimulus. The record is from RefSeq and is a predicted model, not a curated record. The coding region runs from base 113 to 1072 and encodes 319 amino acids. Gene Ontology annotation, molecular function: calcium channel activity. NCBI's taxonomy places the organism in Eukaryota, Metazoa, Chordata, Actinopteri, Salmoniformes, Salmonidae. Gene Ontology annotation, cellular component: membrane. The transcript is spliced from 7 exons.